This is a messenger RNA of Empidonax traillii (willow flycatcher), 3181 nucleotides long. It is a transcript of the gene RANBP3, whose product is annotated as RAN binding protein 3. Lineage: Eukaryota; Metazoa; Chordata; Aves; Passeriformes; Tyrannidae. Gene Ontology annotation, cellular component: nuclear pore; cytoplasm. The transcript is spliced from 18 exons. Gene Ontology annotation, molecular function: GTPase activator activity. The record is from RefSeq and is a predicted model, not a curated record. Bases 34 to 1782 code for a protein of 582 amino acids. Gene Ontology annotation, biological process: protein export from nucleus.
GCGGUGCAUUGUGGGCGCGGUCGCGGCAGGAAGAUGGCGGACCUGGCGAACGAAGAAAAACCUGCCAUUGCUCCACCUGUCUUUGUAUUUCAGAAGGAUAAAGCACAGAAGUCCCCUGCAGAGCAAAAAGCUUUGUCGGAUUCAGGCGAGGACCCCCAGGGAGAGGUUGAGCCCCUCCACCAUGGUGUGGGUCAUACAGAACCAGCUGGUGAGCGCGACUCUGAGCACCCUGCUCCCACUGUGGCCUCAGUCAGUGCUACCCUGAGUCCCGCUUCUGAAGCCCAACUUGCUCCUAUUCAACUGGCAGGGAGAUCAGCAGAUGGAUCAAGUCCAGAAGAUGGAGAUGAAUCUGAUCGAGAGGAUGGAAGCUACUGUCCCCCUGUAAAACGGGAGAGAACUUCGUCCUUAACGCAGUUCCCUCCUCAGUCAGUAACAAAGAACAAUGUCUUUAUGCCAUCAAGCUUCUGUGAACCCUCUACAGGCAAUUCUGACUCAGAACCAGAGGAAAAGAGCAGUGGAUUCCGGCUGAAGCCACCAAUACUUAUCCAUGGUCAGGCACCUAGUGCAGGUCUCCCUAGCCAGAAACCGAAGGAACAGCAGCGAAGUGUGCUCCGUCCAGCAGUAUUACAGGCACCACAGCCAAAAGCUUUCUCACAAAUGGUUCUCAGCAGUGGCACUAAUGGUGUAAAUAUCCCGCCAGAUUCUGCAGCCACAUCAGAAUUACCAAGUGAUACAACACUGAAAAGUUCUGACUCUGAAGAGAAGGCAGAAGAAUGUCAGAAAAAGGAGUCCAACAAUACUUCAGAUAACAGCUGUGAGAAGGCUGAACUAAAUGCACAGCAAGCAUUUGUAUUUGGGCAAAACUUAAGAGAUAGAGUUAAGCUAGGAGACGAAGGCGAUGAAACUGCUGAUGUGCAGAAUGCUGGCCUUCCUACAUCAGAUACACCUUCUGCAACUAACUAUUUUCUACAGUACAUCAGUUCCAGUGUAGAGAGCUCUACAAACAGUGCAGAUGCAUCUAGCAACAAGUUUGUUUUUGGCCAGAACAUGAGUGAGCGAGUCCUAAGUCCACCAAAAUCAAAUGAAGGUAGUACAGAGAGUAAUAAGGAGAACGCUGCUACAGAGUCUGGGUCUGAAUCGUCUUCUCAGGAGGCCACGCCAGAGAAAGCUAAUAAUAUUUCAGAAUCACUGGCAGAGUCUGCAGCAGCCUAUACUAAAGCAACAGCAAGGAAGUGUUUAUUAGCGAAGGUAGAAGUGAUUACUGGGGAGGAAGCUGAAAGUAACGUGUUACAGAUUCAGUGCAAGCUGUUUGUAUUUGAUAAAAGCUCUCAGUCUUGGGUGGAAAGAGGUCGAGGACUCCUGAGACUCAAUGAUAUGGCCUCAACAGAUGAUGGAACGUUACAGUCUCGACUGGUGAUGAGGACUCAGGGGAGUCUCAGGUUAAUCUUAAAUACCAAGCUCUGGGCUCAGAUGCAGAUUGAUAAAGCCAGUGAGAAGAGUAUCCGGAUCACUGCCAUGGAUACAGAGGACCAAGGAGUUAAAGUUUUUCUUAUAUCAGCGAGCUCUAAAGAUACAGGGCAGUUGUUUGCUGCUUUGCACCAUCGCAUCUUGGCCUUGCGGAGUAGAGUGGAACAAGAGCAAGAAGUUAAGAAUGUAGCACCUGAGCCAGAGGUAACACAGUCAAAUGAGGAAGACAGUGAUGAUGAUGUCAUUGCACCUUCAGGAUCAGUUGGAAGUGGUCCCAAUGAUGAAGGUGACGGGCAGAACGUUGGCAGCACAUAGCAGAUGUGAGCCAAUCUGCUUGCAAGGCUGCUAUGAACACCAUCUUGCAGGCAUCUCUGGGCACCCCAGGCCAGCGAUUAUUUCAGGCAGUGUCGAAGGCUCCAGGACUUAAGAACUGUGCAUCCCUGUUCUGUUUGUUUGAUUUUUUGGUCUGGAUCAGUAGAUUCCACACAAAAAAAAGCAGACUUGGAAACUACCUGAAUGUGGUUUGGGACGUUGAAAGCUCAUCAUAUUGAUGAGCAAAAAAACAAAAACAAAAAAAACACAACACAAAAAACCCCAACCCCAGAACAAAACAAAAAAAUCCCCCAGCCAUCCCCAAGCAUUUCCCCUCUUCCUUGUAAUUGAAAUGGCACAUUACAGCUUGUCACAGCUUUUCAUUGGGACCUUUUGACUGUUUCUUCAGUAGUUCGUGUCUUGCAGGCCUCCGAGAUAGAACUUUUCGAUGCGGUUCCAACUUGAAUUCUGCUUUUGUAACCUCUACUCCCCCUUAUGCAGGGAAACUGUGUCUUCACCAAUUCCUAUGCUCACUGGCUGCCCUUUUGGGUUUCUUCUCUUUUUGGACUGCAGAUGGGGCAGGUUAUGUUUUUACCUUUUAAUCCCAACAUAGGUUGUGGACACCAUUGUUCCCUGUCUAGUGGGUUUGUAAACGGAGAGAAACAAAACAUUGUGGUUCACCAGAAAAGCUUUUUUAAUGCAGUAAUAAGAGACUUUAAAGCCCACAGGAUGUUUUGCUAACUCCUUUCUUUCUUCCCAUUUCAUUGUUAUUAUUUGGGGAUUUAUAUUGUGGUGAUACUUUUUUAUUUUAGUUUUUCAAUAAGAUGCUCUUGUGUGUUGAAAAAGUGAAACUAUUGUUUUGUACUGUUCUAUUUAAGGGAGAGCUAAGCCACUAUAAAUAAUAGAUGUUGCAUACAAUUUUUCUUAGAAAAUUAUGUUUCUGUGGCUACAGUAAAGUCUAGGAGGCAUACAGAUUACACCUUCAGAAAAGCUGAUGAGGAAAUAGCUGUUAGCCCUUGGAAGAAUAAAAUUAGGCUCAUGUAAUGAGCUCCACCAGCCAUUAAAAUAAAUUGUAUAACAAAGCAGCUCUCAUUUAAUGGCUUGAUUCAACAAGCCAUUUAAGCACUUGCCUGACUUAACUACAUGUGAGUAAUCUUACUGAAGUCAAUGCAAUCUUCAUGCUUAAAGUUGAGGACAUUUUUAAAUAUCUUGCUGAAUUAAUGGCCUUAAAUAGAAAAUAUAACUUCUAACCCUUCCUGUCCCUGUUCUGUUUUCUUUUUCCCUGUUCAGUCUUGCAGCAUGAAGAGAAAGGUAAUACUGCCAGCCUUGAGUAAUUUGGGCUGAAGGUUAUUGUAUUCUGUUCCACCAAAAUAAAAGCAAGAAUGUGUUUUCCUGUGUGUAA